Rangifer tarandus platyrhynchus (Svalbard reindeer) is the source of this 1248-nucleotide messenger RNA. NCBI's taxonomy places the organism in Eukaryota, Metazoa, Chordata, Mammalia, Artiodactyla, Cervidae. The record is from the annotation of a GenBank genome assembly.
AUGGCGGCCCCCGUGGUGCGGCGCGCGAUCCUCCUGGCGCGGAAUGUGUCGCUGCCUCAGCUCUCUCUGGCAGGUAAAAGAUGCCUACUUUCUGCAGCAUAUGUGGACAGCCGCAAAUGGGAAGCAAGAGAAAAAGAAGAUUGUCACCUGGCUGAUCUAGCAUCUUUGAUGGAUAAAACGUAUGAGAGAAAGCUGCCUGUUAGUUCUUUAACAAUAUCACGGUUUGUGGACAACAUUUCAUCUCGAGAAGAGAUAGACCAUGCAGAGUAUUACCUCUACAAAUUUCGACACAGCCCCAACUGCUGGUACCUGAGAGGUUGGACUAUCCACACCUGGAUUAGGCAGUGUCUGAAAUAUGGUGCCCAAGACAAAGCCUUAUAUACCCUUGUAAAUAAGGUCCAAUAUGGUAUUUUUCCAGAUAACUAUACAUUUAACUUACUGAUGGAUCAUUUCAUAAAGAAAGAAAAUUACAAAGAUGCCUUAUCUGUGGUUUUUGAGAUCAUGAUGCAAGAAGCUUUCGAAGUUCCUUCCACCCAACUCCUCUCCCUGUAUGUUCUGUACCAGUGCCUGGCAAAGAAGACAGAUUUCAGUUGGGAAGAGGAGAGGAACUUUGGUGCCUCCCUGUUACUCCCAGGCCUGAAGCAGAAGAACUCGGUGGGGCUGAGUUCCCAGUUGUAUGGCUAUGCACUUCUUGGGAAGGUGGAGUUGCAGCAGGGGCUGCGGGCUGUGUACCAUAACAUGCCACUUCUGUGGUGGCCAGGCUACCUCGACAGAGCCCUUCGCGUGAUGGAGAAGGUGGCCUCCUCCCCAGAGGAUGGGAAGCUGUGUAGGGAAGCGCUGGAUGUGCUGGACAGGGCGCUGAAGGUUCUGACUGCUCCGGCCCGGGAGUCUCCAGAGGAGCAGCCCCAGGGAGGUGAGGAGAGCCCGUCGGAGGAGGAGCUGAUGGAGCAGCUGGACGUGGAGGAAACCGAGAGGUCCAAGCUUCCCCAAUACCUGGAACGGUAUGAGGCCUUACAUUCUAAGCUGCAGGCUCUGGGCAAAGUUGAGCCCGAAAGCCUUCUGACCCUGACCACCCAGCUUGUGAAGGAGCAGCUCCCCACCUGUGAAGCUGAGGAUAUCACCACCUAUGAGCAGAAGCUGCAGGAGUGGCAUCUGGAGCUGGUAAAUUUGAUUCAGAGAGAAAAGGAGAUGAGGGAAAAGGCCAGGCUCGAGCAUGAGGCUCGAAGGGCACCAAAGGCAGCCGCCUAA